AUGUUUCUCAACGGUCCGAAGCUAUCCAAAAGGCUGAUCUAUCCUUCUGAGCGGGACUACAAGGCCGAAGUCAUCGCUGACCUUGACGUGCUCGACAAAGAGCUCCGCUAUUUCGAGUCCCUGUGGGUCAAUGGCGGGCUUUGUGCUAAGAUUGCUGCAGCUGCUGCGUGGUACAAGGAAGAGCCAGCAGUGGUGGCACUCACCAUCGAUCAGAUGUGCUACAUGUUUCUGGCGGUUGAGAACAGCAUGCUGACAGGAAAAGCCAGCCUCACUGCUGACAGCAGCGUCAACAUGAGGGAGAUGGACAAGAGGCAGGAUCAGAUUCUGAACUGGCUGAAAAAGGCAGGGAUAAGGCGAAGACAGCAGAGAUCCAUAAGCUGCAUCAGGAGCUGGAGGGAGGAGAGAACCCUUGCAAUCCCUGCCUUGCUUGCUGCUCACCGCUCUGCACCACUCACCACCACUCAGUCUCGUUCUCAACCCGCCCCCCUUUACCCCGCCCCCCAUCAGCGGGACAUGGAGGAUUCGAAGACGGCAGAGAUUCACAAGCUGCAGCAGGAGCUGGAGGGAGCAAUGAAGAAGGUGGAUGAGGCACACGCAGAAACCCUAGCAGCCAAAGCAGAAACCCAAGCAGCUAAAGUGGAGAUUCUAGUAGCCAAGGCAGAGACACAAGCAGCCAAGGCAGAGAUUCUAGUAGCCAAGGCAGAGACACAAACAGCGAAAGCAGAGACACAAGCAGCGAAAGCAGAGACACAAGCAGCGAAAGCAGAGACACAAGCAGCCAAGGCGGAAAUCCAAGUAGCCAAGGCAGAGACCGAGAGGCUGUCUCUUAGAAUGGCGACAGUGGAGGCGGAGGUGAGGGAGGAGAUUGGCAAGAGGGAGCGGCUGCUGGAGGAGACGCGGGAGGAGCUCAGGAAGGUGCAGGAGCUGUGCGCGCGAUUGGAGGAGCAGGUGAAGAGUGCGGAGCAGGAGAACCGGGUGCUGCGUCAGCAGGCCUUGACAGCAGCCAUGCCAGCUCCUGAAGCUCCUGAAGCACCUGAAGCACCUGAAGCUCCUGAAGCGCCUGACGCACCUGAAGCACCUGGAGCACCUGAAGCACCUGCAGCACGGCAGACUAUGCUGCACCCACCGGAACCCCCUCAGGGUGCCCCUGCCACGCCCAGUGAGGAGGAGAGCGAGCGGUUGAAGCAUCUGAAUGAUGUUGAGACGAAAGACCAGGAGGCUCGUCGCUGCCCUGAGCAGCAAGACCGGGAGGCUUUUGGCUGCCCUAACCCGCAAGACCGGGAGGCUCUUUUACAGGUGAUAGUGAGCGAGCUGGGAUUCGACGGAAACCAGCCGGUGGUGGCGUGUGUGACGUACAAGGCGCUGCUACACUGGCGGUCGUUUGAGGCGGAGCGCACGAGCGUGUUCGACCGCAUCAUCCUGACGAUUGGCGGGGACAUCGAGAACCAGCAGAGCAACGAGAGGCUGGCCUACUGGCUGGCCAACACGAGCUGCCUGCUGUUCCUGCUGCAGCGGAAUCUCAAGCUGAGAGAGUCACCGGGGUCGCAGGCGCAGAGGAGGAGAGGCGGGAUGCAGCAGACCACCCUGUUUGGCCGCAUGACCCAGAGCUUCCGAGGGUCACCCACGACGCCCGCAGGGGUGGUGGGGGCGAGCGAUGGCCUGGAGCACAUCCCUCAGGUGGAUGCCAAGUACCCGGCGCUGCUGUUCAAGCAACAGCUGACAGCGUGUGUGGAGAAGAACUAUGGGAUGAUUCGAGAUAAUAUCAAGAAGGAGAUUUCGCCCACCCUCGCUCAGUGCAUUCAGGCGCCGCGCAUGUCUCGGUCGGCCUACGGGCGGCACUCGUCGCACAGCCCGGUAACCACAGCCACGCACUGGGGCAGCAUCAUCGCCACACUGACCACGCUGCUGACAACGCUCAAAGCCUCCCAUGUGCCGUCCUUCCUCGUGCGCAAGCUGGUCACUCAGAUCUUCUCCUUCAUCAACGUGCAGCUCUUCAACAGUCUGCUGCUGCGUCAUGAGUGCUGCUCCUUCAGCAACGGCGAGUACGUGAAGGCAGGCCUGGGCGAGUUGGACCACUGGCUGCACGAGGCGACCCAUGAGUACACGGGCAACGCAUGGGAGGAGCUUAAGUACAUCCGCCAGGCUGUCGGCUUCCUGGUGAUUCAUCCGAAGCCCAAGAAGAGCAUGCAGGAGAUCACAUGUGAACUCUUGUAUGAUUUCCCCUCCUCCCCACAUGCGCCCAUGUGCGGCUCUACCAGCGGCAGCGAAAUUUUCUUCCAUCCACUGCUAAUGUGCCACCAGGUGAUUCGCCAGAAGCCGAAGAUGAGCAUGCAGGAGAUCACCUUAGACCUCUGCCCGGCACUGAGCAUCCAGCAGCUGUACCGCAUCAGCACCAUGUACUGGGAUGACAAGUAUGGCACCCACACCGUGUCGAAUGAAGCCAUUUUGGAGAUGCGGCGGCGCAUGAGCGACGAGAACAGCGUUUCUCUCACCAACUCGUUCUUGCUGGGCGAGGAUUCAUACACAAUCAUCCCAUUCCCUGUUAAGGACAUAUCAGAACUAGCAUCCCAUUCUGUGAAGGACAUGUCAAAGAGCACCCACGAGAUUAGCCUUCCUUCUCUCUCACACGUCUCCCUUGUAACCCUCUCCUCUUUCCUCCCCCCACUUUCUCCCAACUCACCCCAGCAUCCCAUCCCCUUCACUGUGGAGGACAUCUCAAAGAGCACUCACGAGAUUGACCUGCGGUCGCUGCAGCUGCCACCAGCCAUUCGAGACAACAGCACCUUCCAUCCCACCCUCGGCCCCAUGUCUGUAAUUUCCCCGGCGGAGCUCAAGCAGGCUCCCGCAACCACUCUCCCCACCGUGCCUGAGCCCGCCGUUGCUCCCGCCGAUCCGCCCGCCCCUGCUCCCGCCGCGUCCACCCCCGCUGAUGCCGCCCCGACUGAGCCCGCCGCUGCUCCCGCGGAGCCCCAGCAGCACCCGUCCGCGGAGGAAAUGGCGCAAGGGCCUGUCAUGGAGAACAGCGAUCCCACCUUCUUGGGAAUGCCGCUGCAGCAGAUUAAGAUGAUCUACCACCACGCCGUGACUCAGUCCACGCGGCUCGCGCUGCCGCUUCUGGCGGCGGUCGCGGUCCAGCUCACGCGCAACGUGGAUUUCCAGGCGCUCUGGGAGCAGCUUCUCACGCUCGACACGUCCUACCUCGUCGCCGCGUUCUCCGCCGCUCUUUUCGCCGUCACCGUGUACGUGCUGACGCGCCCGCGCCGCGUGUUCCUCGUCGACUUCGCGUGCUACCGCCCCCCCGACCACCUCGUUAUCACCAAGGACGUGGCCGUCGAUCGCGUCAAGAAGCUCGGCUACUUCGACGAGAAGUCCGUCGAUUUCCAGACAAAGGUCUUCUUCCGCUCCGGUCUCGGUGACCGGACUUACAUUCCCCCUUCCAUGCACACGUGGCCGCCUUCCCCGUCGAUCGCCAACGCACGAUUGGAGGCUGAGAUGGUGAUUUUCGGCGCGAUGGAUGAGCUCUUCGCGAAGACCGGCGUGAAGCCCCAGGACAUCUCUAUUCUGAUCGUUAACUGCACAGUUUUCUGCCCGACACCGUCGCUCUCGGCUAUGGUGGUUAACCACUACAAGAUGCGCGAGGACAUCCAGUCGUACAAUCUGGGCGGCAUGGGUUGCAGCGCGGGCAUCAUAGCCGUCAAAAUGGCUCAAGAUCUGAUGCAGGGCCAGGCGAACAAGAACAAGCUCGCGGUGCUUGUCUCGACCGAGAACAUCACCCUGAACGCGUACCUCGGGAACCGUCGCUCGAUGCAGGUUACCAACGUGUUGUUUCGCAUGGGCGGAUCCGCGGCGCUGAUGUCGAACAAGCCGAUCGACGCGUGGAAGGCCAAGUACGAGCUUAAGACUGUCGUGCGAACCCACAUGGGAGCGGACGACAAGUGCUACAAGUGCAUUCACCAACAGGAGGAUGAGAAGAAGAUCGUAGGCGUGAUGCUAUCUCGCGAGCUUAUGAGCACUGCCGCGAAGGCUCUUAAGGCGAACGUGAGGACGCUCGGCCCGCUCGUGCUGCCGCUUUCCGAGAAGCUGCUCUUCGCUGCGGCGUACGUCGCGCGGCGCGUGUUUAAGAUGGAUAUUAAGGAGUACACUCCCGACUUCAAGCUCGCCUUCGAGCACUUCUGCAUCCACCCCGGAGGACGCGCGCUUCUCGACGAGGUCCAGAAGGGUCUCCGCCUCACGCAGCUCAACAUGGAACCGAACCGUAUGACUCUGUACCGCUUCGGAAACCUCUCGUCCGCGUCGAUCUGGUACGAGCUGUCGUACGUCGAGGCGCAGGAUCGCGUGAAGCGCGGCGACCGCGUGUGGCAGCUGGCGUUCGGCAGCGGGUUCAAGUGCCAAAGCGCCGUGUGGAAGGCGCUGCGCACCGUGCCUGGCGCGAAGAACCCCGGGCCGUGGGCCGAGGCUGACGGCUACGUUCCCCCUCCUCCGGUCGAGGCUCUCGAGAUGGAUCCCGAGCCCCACCACUAG
Messenger RNA from Closterium sp. Naga37s-1, 4521 nucleotides. The record is from the annotation of a GenBank genome assembly. Lineage: Eukaryota; Viridiplantae; Streptophyta; Zygnematophyceae; Desmidiales; Closteriaceae.